Physella acuta is the source of this 2912-nucleotide messenger RNA. RefSeq lists its product as uncharacterized. NCBI's taxonomy places the organism in Eukaryota, Metazoa, Mollusca, Gastropoda, Physidae. The record is from RefSeq and is a predicted model, not a curated record.
ACAAGACGUCAACUCGAAGAUGACAUCUUUACUGCAGUUAAGAGAAUAGGUCUAUGAUCAGUCACUGAACUCAGGAACGUGAACUCUGGUUGCUAAAGAACAACUCAGGAACGUGAACUCUGGUUGCUAAAGAACAACUCAGGAACGUGAACUCUGGUUGCUAAAGAACAACCCAGGAACGUGAACUCUGGUUGCUAAAGAACAACUCAGGAACGUGAACUCUGGUUGCUAAAGAACAACUCAGGAGCGUGAACUCUGGUUGCUAAAGAACAACUCAGGAACGUGAACUCUGGUUGCUAAAGAACAACUCAGGAACGUGAACUCUGGUUGCUAAAGAACAACUCAGGAACGUGAACUCUGGUUGCUAAAGAACAACUCAGGAACGUGAACUCUGGUUGCUAAAGAACAACUCAGGAACGUGAACUCUGGUUGCUAAAAAACAACUCAGGAACGUGAACUCUGGUUGCUAAAGAACAACUCAGGAACGUGAACUCUGGUUGCUACAGUAAUUGCUUGCCCACAAUGAACACACGAGUUAUUGUCCUUGUCCUCCUAAAGAUCCUCCACCACAUCUGUGUGUGUCGGGGGCAGACAAUCUGCCCAGUAGCGGAGGAAGGACAACCUUACACGCUGAAUUGUGUAGGCUCGCUGAGGAAAGCAGGUGUUCCUGAAAGUUUCAUUCGAUGGAAAGUAAAAACAAACAAUCAAGAUUUUACCAUCACGACAUGUAAAGCUGAUGUGAAGACGUGUGAAACCAAUGACAAAAAAACCUAUUCGGCCAGCAACAACAUCGACACCCUAAACUACAACAGCACUCUGAGAACACUUAAUGUCACUCGGGAGAUGAACGACGCCAUAUUUGAAUGUGAGCUGUGGGACUUGAGAGAUAACUCCCACGUGUUUUUGUCCUGCCGAAUGGCUGUGUAUAAAAAGGGAGAUAACACACGAUGCGAUGUUACAUCCCUUGAUGAUGGAAAUCUUUUAUUAUGGUGUAACAUUACAAACGUCUACCCAAAUGUUACAUGCUUUUAUGAAGAAACGGUCGCCGAGAAUUAUGUUGGUGAUGGAGAGAUGAGUUGCAAAACAAGACGCGGUAAUGGAUUAUUGAACGCAUAUUGUCAGCAGAUUAUCCGACCCCGGGUGAUCGGUGAGCACUCCUUCAAGUUCAAGGUCGUACCAGGCUACGCUGCUAAGAAUGUUAACGACACAGCUGUAAUAUUUACCCGUAAAGUUUAUGUUACGCGCAUACCGCAGGUAACCAUAGAACAACCACUGAUAGGUAAUAUCUGCCCUGGUAAUCUCACCCCGAUUACACUUACAUGUAAGGCGAAUUUGGUAAACAGUGCGGCUACUGUUUUCGAACUCAUCGUAGACGGAGUAGAAACUCCGAGCCAGAGAAUGAGCAGAACUUUGGACGAGAAUCGUAAACUGUUGGAGGUCACUGCGAAUUUCUCGCUGCUAGUCGACACAACCUACGCCGGGAAAUCAGCCACCUGCUCCGUCAGGUACAGCGACUCGGCCCUCGGGGAGAACGUCAUCCGCGGCACCAAGGUGCUGGACUUAAACUGGCCACCGGGUGUCGCACCUGAAACAUACAUCAACGGCGCGCGCGUCACCGGAAGCUACGUCACGAAAGGUGAAAAUUUGACCGCGCAGUGUACCGUGGCGGGCGGUCACCCCUUUGUAUCCUACACCAACCUGUCGUGUACGGGCCCUAACUACACCUACACAGUUGGGGAUUUUACGAACUCUGUGACUCUCAACAUCCCAGGCGGGGCAACUCUGAAAAAACUCGCCAUGACCUGCGAAUGUUACGCGAAUCACGUGACCAACUGUUACAGAUUAAAAAGGAUUUUUAAAAUUGUGGAUCGGGUCGAGGGCACACAGGACGGGUGGGUGGAAGCCAACACGUUGACCACAUUAAGUUACGUCAUAAUAGGCUCAGUUCUGUUAAUCUUGGCCCCCUUCAUCAUCGCCAUUUGUAUCUUCGUGUGUCGACAUAACAAAGCCCUGUACGGCCUUUACCUGUCUAAACGUGGCGCCCACAGAUACAGACUCCACCGUUCUCGCUCCACCACUAAAACUCCACCGGGCCUGCCGCCCCCUCGCAUUCCGCCCCGACCCAAACCCGCGGCGGACGGGGACAACCUGCCCCGCCCCCACCCCGGGAGUCACUCAAGCGUGACGAGCGACGACGACUCGGGCGAGUGGACGGAAGACGAGAUCAGCAUCUCGGAACCUUUCAACCAAUCCUCCCGCGUCUUGUUCAGCCUCAGCUCGGCCGCGGCAGAGAACAACGACUACGGCAACAACAACAACAACAACAUCGACUACAACAACGACUACCUGGAACCCCUCACCGCCCACCCACCCCCUCUCCCCCCGCGGAAAACGGAACCGAGUCCCCGAUUCCGUCCCCACGACCCCACGCAUGUCGACCAGGAUACCUACCAACAAGACUUCCUGAUGACGUCAUUAUCCGACUCGCCCCCUCCCCUCCCCUACAGACCCCCAGAUCUGACGUCAUUGUCUGACUGCCCCCCUCCCCUCCCCUACCGACCCCCAGACCUGGUGUCCAUGAGGUCCAACCCAAGCAGUAACUUCAGCAGAGUUAACGCCCCUGAUUCCUCAGACGGCACCCCCGGGCACGAGAGCGGGCACAGCGAGAGCGAUGCCUCUGACGGUGAUGUACACAGGGGGCAUAAUGCCCAGACGCUGCAGAGUAGGGACGUCCACAGAGGGCACAAUGCCCAGGCAUCACAAGGCAGUCAGCAGCAGCUAAAGAACGUGCAGGACAGAGACGAUAGCGACACUGUGCUAGAGAUGGUGUCACACUGACAAUGACACGUGUGUAGAUGGCAACGAUACUCUACUAGAGAUGGUGUCACACUGACAAUGACACGUGUGUAGAU